Molecule: messenger RNA, 2605 nt
Organism: Lampris incognitus (smalleye Pacific opah)
Lineage: Eukaryota; Metazoa; Chordata; Actinopteri; Lampriformes; Lampridae
Gene: arfgap3
Product: ADP-ribosylation factor GTPase activating protein 3
Exons: 14
Coding region: 98-1459 (453 amino acids)
Biological process (GO): COPI coating of Golgi vesicle
Molecular function (GO): GTPase activator activity
Source: RefSeq, a predicted model, not a curated record
GUCGUUAUUUAGGUUCUUUUAAUGAGGAAAAAACACGGACGCCUCGUGACAGCGGGGCUUUAUUCAACUUUGACUGUCAGGUGUCGUCAACGGAAAGAUGUCGGAGCCGAGUAAACACGAUAUCGUGACUAUUUUUAAGAGACUACGUUCGAUCCCCACGAAUAAGGCUUGUUUUGACUGCUCAGCUAAGAACCCCAGCUGGGCCAGCAUCACAUAUGGAGUGUUUCUCUGUAUAGAUUGCUCAGGGACACACAGGUCCUUGGGGGUGCACCUCUCCUUCAUCAGGUCCACUGAGCUGGAUUCUAAUUGGUCCUGGUUCCAGUUGAGAAGUAUGCAAGUGGGAGGCAAUGCCAAUGCGAUUGCAUUUUUCAACCAGCAUGGCAAUACUGCCAAUGCUGCCAACGCCAAGUACAACAGCCGAACUGCCCAGCUGUACAGGGAGAAGCUAAAGACUUUAGCUACACAAGCUACCAGAUGCCAUGGCACUCAGUUAUGGUUGGACAGCCAGGUCCCUCUCUCCCAAACAUCAUCAGACAACAAGCAGGAGGAUUUCUUUAGCCUGCAUUCACAGGCUGUUCCUGAGAAUUUGAACAUGGACCAGAUGACGUUGGGCCCCUCCCAAUCAGAGAAGCCUUCUGCCCAGGAAACAGAGGAAGACAAAAAUGGUAAUCCUGAGGAGGGUCCGAGUGUAGAUAUGCUCAGUGUUUCUCCAAAAGCAAAUCCAGAGCUCUCCUCUCUUCUUAAGAAGAAGCCAGCUGGUGCCAAGAAGACGCUUGGCUCUAAAAAGGGUGGUCUCGGGGCUCAGAAGGUGAGCAGCCAGAGUUUCUCAGAGCUGGAGAAGAGAGCCCAGGCUGUGGACAAGCUCCGGGAGAAGGACAACACAUCCGCCAAAAAGCCAGUCCUGUCUGAUGAACCCGUUGCGUCUUCUCUCCGUCUGGCCUAUAAGGAUCUUGAGGAACAGAGGAAAAGAGAGGAGCAGAAGAUGAAAGGCUUGGAGGGGAAGAAGAAGGAGCAAGCUGAGAGGCUGGGCAUGGGCCUGGGCAUCAGGAGCGGAGUGUCUCACUCUGUGACGUCAGACAUGCACAUCAUCCAGCAGGAAAACCCAGCCGGGGCCAGGACUACCAAAGCACGGCAGUACGCUGAGGAAGAGGAUGAUGAAGGCUCUUUCAGUUCAAGGAUGUCAUCCAGGUUCGAGGAUCAAAUGGAAACCCCAGAUAGCUUCUCCUACAAGUGGAGCGACGGAGGAGAAGGAGGAGGCUGGAGGAAGGAGAGCAAGAAACCGGAGCCUGACUACUUCAUGACCCCCUCCGUGUCCUCAUUCGAUGACAGACCCACGGCCCGGCGGAAACCAGAACCAGCCUCCGUCUCGGACAGCGGAGAAGCACGGAGGAAAUUUGGAGACGUCAAGGCCAUCUCCUCCGACAUGUAUUUUGGCAAACAUGACAACUCUGAGUUUUGACUGUGGAUAUUUUAAUAUGACAUUAUGGAGCUGGUUUUUGGACAUUUAUCUCUGCAUGGUGAGCCACCAGUGGUCGUUCAUCUAGGGAGUUGCAGUCACUACUCACUACAGCAGGGGCUGAGCGUGGGUCUCAGCACAAAGGGGACGGAGUUGACCACCAGCUGACCCGGGUCCGGUGCUGUCAGAGGCAGGUGGAUCUCCAGGAGGGGUAACGCUGCCAUCGCUGCUACUGGAAGCACUAAUGUUACUGUCCUCUGAUGCUGGCGGCUCUCCGGGCUGUAACUACAACGUCGGUGUUGUGUUUGGGCAGGGUUGUUGCUGGUCCUCUGGUCUUUGAUCAGUGACAGUGCUGCUAAUGCUAACGUUACUGCUAUUGCUAGCCUCGUCGUCAGUCGUCAGAUCCACCCGAUCUUCACGGUUGUCCUGAGAGGUCGCGGCUGACUGAGAUGAAAAAUAAUUUGUAAGAGGACGACACGAUGCAAUUAGCUUCUUCUUACUUUCUUGCUUCUUGCGUUUGAAUGAGCCUGAUUCAUGUUUUUUCUUCUCCAUUUUGAAGUUCCCUCAAAUUCAUUCAUAAAACUGUCCAGUUCUGUCAAGUGUAAAAAUGCUUACUCACUCCCUCUUCUGGCAGUGUGACGCAGUUAUACCUCACAACCAAUCACAGCUGGAUCACAGCUCCGAUGCAUUCAUGAAUAGUCGUAAAAAAGGCUAUAGCCUUUAUAGGGGCCGGGCCGUUAAUAUCUAUGUAUAGGGGCCCCGUACUGCACUGUAUUUUUUAUCAUUAGCCGACUUUACGAGUGUGUCACUGAAUGUGUCGGAGUCCCGAGACCCGGUGCGUUCAUGGACGCUCGUAAACUCGACAACAGAGCUCCAAACGGGGGCCCCCGACCUUGUGGGCCCUGGGGCGACCGCCCCCAUGCCCCCGCUCUGGCUCCGCCACAGCUACAGCGUGUUUAAAUUCAUCAUCGUUACAUAAACUCACUAAAUUUGACCCAGGCUUUGUAACACCAUUUCAUUCCCUGUCCCAAGUCUCGCUUGUUUUAAUGUAAUUUAGCGAGUUUGUAACUGAAGAUACUGUGAGUUUUGUUGAAAAGAGGCUGACUGUUUGGGUUGUGACGACAGAUUCUUGGCUGUCUCUGGACAGAA